Dermacentor silvarum is the source of this 3479-nucleotide messenger RNA. Its product is annotated as pancreatic lipase-related protein 2-like. Gene Ontology annotation, molecular function: lipase activity. The record is from RefSeq and is a predicted model, not a curated record. NCBI's taxonomy places the organism in Eukaryota, Metazoa, Arthropoda, Arachnida, Ixodida, Ixodidae.
CACGGCUAAACCGUGCUAACGUGGCUGUCCUCUAGGCUUGUCUCACAACACAAGAUACUUGUCGAGGGCGCAGAGAUAAGGAGAUACAACUAGAGAGUUGAACCACUGCUUUCAGUAAGAAGAAAGCAAGGCACCGUGCACUACCGAGCGACGUCAUGAGGGUGCUUGCAGUCCUUUGCACACUGUUAGGCAGCGGCGUACUGGGGUGCUGCUGCGAGCCUUCGUCAACUUUGCUCUCCACUGUCGAUGACGAGGAAGAGUACGCGGAACUGAGUCCCGCUGACGUCGAAGACGUGGAGGGAGCCUUCAGGCGCUUCCUCGACGGAGCGGCGGCAUACUCCAGCGACGACGGCAAAGCGCCAGCUACCAUUUCGAUUGCCGGUCUUGUGGGCGUCUUCGAAGUUGCCCGGAACCUGGCGCACCUGCGGCCGCGGUCACCCCAGACCGUCGACCCAAGCUUCCUGAUCUACACGAACGCCAAAGAUGGAAGCGGCACACCUCCGGACGAGCCUGUGCGAGAGCCCGUGGUGACUUUGCGCCACGACGGGGACUUCGGCGCUGUGGCCAAACACCUGGAUCGUGACCAGACCCUCUAUUUCGUUGUCCAUGGCUACCGCAGCAAGGGCUCCGCGCAUUGGGUGCAGCGAAUCAAGGACGAAAUACUCGCGGUGGAGAAUGCCACCGUGAUCGUAGUGGACUGGUCGAGGGCCUCUCGGGUCGCCAACUACAGCUUGGCCGCGGGCAGCACUCGCACAGUGGCCCGACUGGCAGCCACCAUGGUCAAGACGCUGGUGGAUGCCGGCGUACUGGUCCCCUCGCGCAUCCACUACAUCGGCCACAGCUUGGGUGCUCAAGCGGGGGGAUUCUUCGGACAGGACGUGCUCGCCAUGACAGGAUCCAAAGUGGGCAGGAUAACGGGCCUCGACCCGGCCGGCCCGUUGUUCGAGUACUUCGACGCUCAUCUGCGCAAAGAGCACGCCGACUUCGUGGACAUCAUCCACACCAGCAUGGGCAUGGGCUUCAACUUCAUCCGCGGCCGCCUGGGCAUGACCAAGGAAUCCGGGCACGUGGAUUUUUACCCGAACGGGGGAAGGCAGCAGCCCGGCUGCCGAAGCCUUGGACGUCUGGACUGCUCCCACUCACGGGCCACGCUGUACUACGCCAACUCGAUCCGUACCUGCAGCUACCCGGCGCUGCCUUGCUACAACUACGGCGCCUUCAAGAGCCGCCGGUGCACGCCCUGUGACGAGACGCCCUGCGGUGUCAUGGGGCACAACGCCAGUGCGAACUUGCGCGGGAAGCACUUUCUCAGCAUAUCCUCCGUGCACCCGCACUGCCCGGGCGGAUCCAUGGCACGAACCGCUUCUCUAGUCCUAGUUCUCUCAUCGCUUUUGAGUGUGUCCACGAGCUUUAUUCACCGAUAGACAAUCACACGUCGCGAUAAUUCAUGAGACGACGUUGGCUGACAUUAGGGCUGGGGAUGCGCCGGAGCAGGGGUAAAUCUUUAGGGCUGGCCCUUUGACCAAGCGAGUGAUCCAGGUAACAUUAAUUUCAACGUCAUAAAGGCGCGUGUGGUCUGAGUGGAAGAUUACGCGGCACAGCCGACUCAUCGCUGUGAUGAUGAGAAGGGGCCUUGAGAGGUGGGAAAUGUGAUUCCAGUUAUUGCGACGGCGUCUACUGGAUUGCGACGACGUCUACUCAAUGUUAACGACGUUAUUGUGAUGUAGAGACCAAUCAAGUUUAUUUUCAGGUCGUGUAAAAAUUUCCACAGACCUACUAUUUUCCAUCAUGUGAGGAAUUCUGCAUGAAUAAGGUAUUUAUACAAUAACUGCAAUCUGGUUUGGUAAAAAAAAUUAAAAAUAAAACGUGACAGCAGCGCAAUAAUUUGUUCAGCACACGUUAACCCCUUAACUGCCUUGACAAAUAAAAAAAUCAUCUUUUUAAAAGUGCGAUAGUUUUUUAAACAUGUAUGUUUCGCGCCAAUUGUUUAUAUAAAAAAUGUGAUACCAGGAAAACCUAUUGCAUAUUUACUAUUCUUGUCUAAAAUAUUGCAACGCAAUUGACUAUUAUUUAUUUUCGUAAAUUUCAAGAAACUGCAGGUAUACACAGGUGCAAUAAUGGCGGAAAGUUCAGGACAAGUUAACUUGUCCUCAGCACCAGAGGACGCUCGUUGUGAAGACGAUCGAGUUACUUUUUGUCAUCGUACGGGGUUAAGCUAGAGCUAGCUGUAAUCUAUCUGCCUGGCGAUUUUUCUUAAUCCAAAUACAGAUAAAUCAAUGCGGUUCAGGUGGUACGAGCUAGUGAGCAUCACGACUGGUAAGCAAAACUGUGAGAAGCACAGUCAUAACAAGGUCAUGCGAAUUGCAGUAAUUGGCUUGACUAUCGCAGCGCACUUGUAUAUAAAAAAGAAGUUAUUUCUUCCCUCCACAAAUACUGCUCUGAAGAAACAGUGGGAACACAUAUAUUCCCAUGAUUAUGCAAGUUACGAGUGCCCCAAACUGUACCAAGAGGCUUAAUUGAGUUAAAUUCUUGCUUUUAGCCAUAUAUGUAACCUCAUUUACUUAGCAUAAGCACCUGUCGCCCACGAAGGACUAGUCGCCUUUCUUAACUGUGAUAUAAAGGACUGCCGCAGUUUUCAUUUUUGGAAAUAGUGAGGAGUGGUAUUUAUACACCUUUUAUUAUUCUAGGGUGAACUGUGUUUUUCUUUUUACGCACUGAUUUGGACAAGUGCAUAAAAUGCACGAGCUGCAUCUUUUUCUUCUUUUUUUUUUUGCUGAAAUGCCGCUCAUACGCAGAAUGACCUUACAUACCUUGUUCCUAUUCUUUCAUACAAAGGUUCAGAGAAUCACAAUGUAAAGAAAUAAAAAUGUUAGAAUAACAGCAGUAUCACUUUACAAAACUCUUGAUUGAAUGGUUAUUGUCAAAAUUGUUUUUUCGCAUGUUUUUGACUUCGCAGUCGAUUUCACUUACUCUUGCGGUCGCUCGAAAUUACAGCAAUGACACCAAAUGACGUCCCAUGUGAUUUUGUUGAGAAAAAGUUCAUUUCAGUCUUGCGCGCAUAGGUUGCCUGGGCUAGAUUUUUGGUUUCUUUCCCGUCACUGGCAUCGGGGAAAGAAAAGCUGUGUUUUAGGGCGGCAAACUGCGCCACACAGUGGAAUAUGAUUUUUACUGGUCAUGCGUUGUAAAAAAAAAUGUUGUUACUUGAACACUGUACACUAACCGCUAUCGAAAUGUUGUUAGUGCAAUACGUUCAUGUUCUUUAUUAGAAAUCCAGCCGCGCGGAAGCAACCUCUAACUACCCAUUAAUCUCCGCUGCCUGCGAAGUAACAAGGUGCUUCGCCACAAGAACACUAACCAUAAGAAAAAGCGACCUUUGUAGGGAAAAUAUCCAAGCUGACCAGUCCAUGCUAAGGAACAGCCAGAGGUGAAUUGCGGGCUUAGAUGUCUCGUUACUUUCAGAGAAACAUUUCGAAUAUUUU